GUUUGGAUGCAAGCACUAAAAAUAUUUUUGUUUUAAUAUAAUAGAUAUAAUAUAAUAGAUUUGGCCUUUCGUUUGUAAAUCAGACCUUUGGUUUGUUAAUUUUGACCUUCGGUUUGUUAAUUUUGACCUUUGGUUUGCUAAUUUAGCGGUUUCUUUUCUCAUAAACUCUUCGGAGGAAAGACGUUUGGUUGGUUAAUUAAACCGAACACCUUAAACGACACCGUACCGAACCCUACUCUUUAUCACCCCAAAAAAUUGCCACCGGGAAAAUUGUCAAAAUCCCUAAAAAAAUCUUUCCACAAUUUACCUCAGGAAAUGGCGGAAACCGAGACGAUCAGCACCACUUCCACCACACUUCCGGCGACGAAAAUCUCAAAGGAGGAGGAGAAUGAGCUGGAGAAGAAGCAGGGAGGCAUUUCGCUCCGAAUCUGGCCACUGUCUCAGAAAACUCGCGACGCCGUAGUCAACCGCCUGAUCGAGUCGUUAUCCACUGAAUCUAUCCUCUCUAAAAGGUACGAAAUUUUCCCUUCCAAGGAAGCUUCAUCCGUUGCGAAAUCCAUCGAGGAGGAGGCUUACGGCGUCGCCUCCGCCGCCGUGGUGGGUGAUGAUGACGGGAUUGAGAUACUUAAAGCUUAUUCCAAAGAGAUUAGCAAGCUUGUGCUUGAUUCUGUGAAGACUCGUCCUUUGGCUUCUCCAAACCCAAUCGCUGCCGAUGCGAAGGCCGAUUCAACUGAAGAUGUCAAAGAAGAGGAAGAAGCUCAUGUGGAUUCGGUGAAGGUCGAGGCUUGAAUUUGGUUUUUUUUUGUUAUCUCUUUGCUAGAUUCGUAUGAGAUGAGAUUCUUGAAAGUUCUUGUAGUGACUAAUUAUGAAUUUCUUAGUUUUUUGCGACCUGAUGAUGAUGAUUCUGGACAAUCUUCAUAGCUUUGAACAUUUCCUUUUUUUCUGUUUGUGUGUGCUUUUCGUAGUUUGCUUUUGCAGUUUCGCUUGCUUAAUUGUGUUAUUAAUUUCAUUAAUCUUACUUUUACAGAUCUAAUGUUUGGAUUCUGUAACUCAUGAAGUCCUAU
Molecule: messenger RNA, 1064 nt
Organism: Eutrema salsugineum
Lineage: Eukaryota; Viridiplantae; Streptophyta; Magnoliopsida; Brassicales; Brassicaceae
Product: WPP domain-containing protein 1
Exons: 1
Coding region: 316-789 (157 amino acids)
Biological process (GO): mitotic cell cycle; lateral root development
Source: RefSeq, a predicted model, not a curated record